Salpingoeca rosetta is the source of this 1814-nucleotide messenger RNA. Its product is annotated as heat shock protein 60. Bases 45 to 1763 code for a protein of 572 amino acids. Gene Ontology annotation, biological process: protein refolding; mitochondrial unfolded protein response; apoptotic mitochondrial changes. The transcript has 11 exons. Gene Ontology annotation, cellular component: mitochondrial matrix; mitochondrial inner membrane. The record is from RefSeq and is a predicted model, not a curated record. Lineage: Eukaryota; Choanoflagellata; Craspedida; Salpingoecidae. Gene Ontology annotation, molecular function: protein-folding chaperone binding; ATP binding; ATP-dependent protein folding chaperone.
CAGUCUUUCUUGUCGGGCUUGUCGUGCUUGCUGUAUCGUUCAGGAUGAUGAACCGUGCUGUUCCCCGUGCCGCAGCCAUGCUGCAGGCUCGCCGUACCCUGGCCAAGCAGCUUGACUUUGGCCUCAAGGCUCGCGAGUCCCUCCUCGCUGGCGUCAACAAGCUUGCUGACGCCGUCGCCGUCACCAUGGGCCCCAAGGGCCGUAACGUGCUCAUUGAGCAGGCCUUUGGUGGUCCCAAGAUCACAAAGGAUGGUGUGAGCGUCGCCAAGCAGGUUGAGCUUGAGGACAAGCUCGAGAACCUCGGCGCCCGCCUCGUGCAGGACGUGGCCAACAAGACCAACGACCUCGCUGGUGAUGGUACGACGUGCUCCACGGUGCUCGCGCGCUCCUUCACAGUCGAGGGCUUCAACGCCGUUGCCGCCGGCCUCAACCCGCAGGACCUGCGCAAGGGCAUCCAGAUGGCCGUGGACCGCGUCAUCGAGAGCCUCAAGCAGAUGUCCAAGCCCGUUACAACCUCCGAGGAGAUUAAGCAGGUUGCCACCAUCUCUGCCAACGGUGACACCUCCGUUGGCGGCCUCAUUGCCCAGGCCUUUGACCGCGUCGGCAAGGACGGCGUCAUCACCGUCAAGGACGGCCAGACCCUCGACGACCAGCUCGAGGUCACUGAGGGUAUGCGCUUCGACCGCGGUUACAUCAGCCCCUUCUUCAUCAACGAGCAGAAGUCCCGCAAGGUUGAGUACAAGGAUGCCCUUGUUGUGUUCAGCGAGCAGAAGAUCUCCAACGUCGCCAACAUUGUCCCUGCACUCGAGAUGGCCGUCAAGAUGGGCAAGCCCCUGAUGAUUGUUGCCGAGGACAUUGACCAAGAGGCCCUGAGCACCCUCGUGAUCAACCGCAUCCGCAGCCAGCUGAAGGUGGUCGCCGUCAAGGCGCCCGGCUUUGGUGACAACCGCAAGAACUCCCUCCAGGAUAUGGCCAUCCUCACCGGCGGCCACGUUUUUGGUGCCGAGGGCGCAGACGCAAAGAUCGAAGAGAUCCAGCCAGAGCACUUUGGCAGCGUUGGCGAGCUUGUUGUGACCAAGGACGACACCCUGUUCCUCAACGGCGGCGGCUCGCAGGACCAGGUGCAGCAGCGUGCCGAGACCAUCCGCGCCCUCAUUGAGGACACCACCAGCGACUACGAGCGCGAGAAGCUGCAGGAGCGCCUGGCCCGCCUUGUUGGCGGCGUCGCCGUGCUCAAGGUUGGCGGCAGCAGCGAGGUUGAGGUUGGCGAGAAGAAGGACCGCGUGACUGAUGCGCUCAACGCAACCCGCGCUGCCAUUGAGGAAGGAAUCAUGGUUGGCGGCGGUGCUGCCCUGCUCAAGACCACCUUCGCCCUGGACGACCUCGAGCCAGAAAACUUUGACCAGAAGAUGGGCGUCGACAUUGUGCGCCGCGCCAUCCGCGCUCCCCUCACCCAGAUUGCCAACAACGCCCGCGCAGAGCCCGCCGUCAUCAUUGACAAGAUCCUCAGCAACAAGGACGACGCCAACUUUGGCUGGGACGGCCUUCGCGACGAGUACUGCGACAUGUUUGAGCGCGGUAUCGUUGACCCGACCAAGGUGAUCCGCAUUGCCCUCCAGGACGCCAGCGGUGUUGCCUCCAUCAUGACCACCCUCGAGUGCGUCGUGAGCGACCUCCCCGAGAAGGAGGGCUCUGGCGGCAUGCCUCCUAUGGGCGGUAUGGGCGGUAUGGGUGGCAUGGGUGGUAUGGGUGGUAUGAUGUAAAGCACCACCUGGCAUCCGUUGACUCCUCUCCCCUCCCCCCUCCCCCCCCCC